UUCACGAUAGAGAUUGAUGGUGUCUGGGCAACAAUUCAAGACUUCUACCUGCAAACCGAUAUUUAUUUCGAAGGGUUUCUCACAAGCGACUUCGAUGCAGUCUGUUUUGAGGACCACGAAAGUCGGAUCUCCCAACACAUUUCCAUGUCGGGUUUUGACCCCAAGGGUAUCUUUGGCGCCAUCAAAGUGGUCGCAACCUUGCAAGUCUUUGGAACUGACGAAAACGUUUAUGGUUCGAUUCAGUGGCUGGACUCAAGACUACAGCGAACUAUCUCGACCAGUCUCAUUUCCUCCCGUAUUAUUCCUCUUGAACCGGUUAGUAUUUUGA
This is a messenger RNA of Dibothriocephalus latus, 328 nucleotides long. The record is from the annotation of a GenBank genome assembly. NCBI's taxonomy places the organism in Eukaryota, Metazoa, Platyhelminthes, Cestoda, Diphyllobothriidea, Diphyllobothriidae.